Clupea harengus (Atlantic herring) is the source of this 5920-nucleotide messenger RNA. It is a transcript of the gene lrrtm1, whose product is annotated as leucine rich repeat transmembrane neuronal 1. Gene Ontology annotation, molecular function: protein binding. The record is from RefSeq and is a predicted model, not a curated record. NCBI's taxonomy places the organism in Eukaryota, Metazoa, Chordata, Actinopteri, Clupeiformes, Clupeidae.
UCGGCACAAAGGAAGGCGCUGAAUAGAGGUUGUCAGCCUCUGGAAUAAGGGUGAGUAGGAAUCCUUUUAUAUGAGAUUGUUUCCUGAAGAAUACUUUUUUACCCCCUCUCCUUGCCUCCUCUUCCCUCGCAUCUAACAUGAGCAAAGUGACUUGUCCUCUAUCUUUCUUAAUUCUUAUCGUUCGGAGGGGGCAGGAUUGCUCCUUUCUGUAAAGCACCAUCAGUCACACCAAAAAUCUGUCAAAAAUAGGGGGCAAAAAGGAGAGAGCGUUCUUGCCUGGAGAGCUCACAAAUCAUGACGUGCAAAAUGAUAAAAAUCUGAGACAUUUUCAAUGGACUUUGUCUGCGCUAUAUCACAGGAUAUUCAUGCUAAUGGAUUUCCUUCUAAUUGGUCUGUACCUAAAGUGGCCGUUGAGGAAGCCCGCGGGGUUGCUACUCUGCUCACUGGGCAUUUUUCUGAAAAUGGUUCCCUUGGUGGAGGGGUCUUGUCCGCGGCUGUGUCGCUGCGACAACAAACUCCUCUACUGUGAGGGGCUUAACCUAACGGAAAUCCCCCGCAACCUGAGCAGCGCUGUCGGUUUGUCCCUGCGGGAGAACAACAUCUCUGAGCUGCGGGAGACAAACUUUGUUGGCCUGUCGCAGCUCACCUGGCUCUACCUGGAUCAUAACAGCAUUCAGCUGGUGGAGGAGAACGCCUUUGAACGGCUGCGUCGCAUAAAGGAGCUGGACCUGAGCACCAACCGGAUUGAGAGUCUGGCAAAUGGCACAUUCAAACCUAUGCCCAACCUGCGCAUCCUGGAUUUAUCCUACAACAGACUGCAGGAACUGGAGCCAGACCUUUUCCAUGGCCUUAGGAAGCUAACCAAUUUGCAUCUGCGCUACAACGCCCUCAAGUUUGUUCCUGUGAGGAUCUUCCAGGACUGCAGGAGCAUGCAGUUCUUGGAUCUGGGCUACAACCAGCUGCAGAGCCUGGCGCGCAACUCGUUUGCUGGGCUGUUCAAACUGACUGAACUGCAUCUGGAGCACAAUGAGCUGGUGAAAGUCAACCUGGCCCACUUUCCUCGUCUCAUCUCACUGCGCACACUCUACAUGCGCAACAACAAGGCCACCAUUGUGGUCAACACUCUUGACUGGACCUGGCACUUCUUGGAGAAGAUCGACUUCGCUGCCAACGAGAUCGAGUACAUCGAGCCACAUGUGUUCGAGAGCGUUCCCAACCUGAAAACGCUCAUGCUGGACACUAACAAGCUCACCUACUUGGACCAGCGGAUUCUGGACUCGUUGAGCUCGCUGGACAGCAUCUCGCUCUCCAAGAAUGAAUGGGAGUGCAGCCGCAACGUCUGCGCCCUGGCCUCCUGGCUCAGCAACUUCCGGGGUCAGCGUGACAACGCCUUGCUCUGCUCCAGCCCAGACAUUGCACAGGGCGAGGACAUCCUGGACGCCGUCUACGCGUUUCAGCUCUGCGAGGAAGGCGGCGACAGCACCACCCAGACCUACACCGCCACCCGCGACCGUUCCGGACCAGGCUACAUCUAUGAAGGCCCGACCCACAGCACGUACAACCUCCGGGAGACGGAGGGCGGAGGGGUAGUGACUGGCUCCUUCACCGUGACACCGCCCGGAGAAGAUCUGGACAGCACCAUGCAGAUCCAGAAGGUGGUCACAGGCACCAUGGCGCUGAUCUUCUCCUUCCUCAUUGUGGUGCUCAUGCUCUACGUGUCCUGGAAGUGCUUUCCAGCCGGCGUGCGGCAGCUCCGCCAGUGCUUCACCAGCCAGCGCCGCAAGCAGAAACAGAAGCAGACCAUGCAGCAGAUGGCCACCAUGUCCACACCGGAGUACUACGUCGACUACAAGCCCAACCACAUUGAGGGGGCCCUGGUCAUCAUCAACGAGUAUGGCACCUGCACCUGCCAGCAACAGCCCUCACGAGAGUGCGAGGUGUGAGGCCACCUUCGCUGCUGAUGGGCACUAGAGGCUGUGGUUUCUCUUUCCCCGCUGAGGGAAGAGUUUCAUUGGAUUGAUGUAGCUUGGAUAAAUAACUGCACCAUGCUGCUCUUAGCUGGAACAAAAGGACUGAUGGAUUGAUGGAUGGAUGGAUUGAAGAGGAGAAUGGGGGAGGGGUAGAGGUGGAGGUGGAAUGUGGCAGCUCCUUGAGACUAAAAGAUGGUGGAUUUUACUGCUGACUUGUGAUCAGUCUCCUGAAGGACAUGACUAUGGGACCUGUUGACUUGAUGCAACAAAGCUUUGAGGAAUUAUGCCGUGGUUCACUUGGAGAGGAUAUUUCAGCUUUAAUGUGUCUUUCUAAUUCAGGAUAUUACAAAAGAGAAAAUCUAAUUCUGUCAAAAAAAAAAGUAACUGGGGACAUCCAGAAAAAAACACUGUUUUUAUUGUGUUAAUGACAAGGAAAGUGGGGAAAAGAAUAAAAAAAAAUAUUAAAGUAUGGAGAUUUAAAAGAUUAAAAAAAGAACAAAAAUACUGACUGUAUAAAAUAUGUUAUAAAAGCAGAAAUGCAAGAGUGGGGAAAAUGCAAGAGGCUAUCCUAUUUUUUUUGUAAACUUAAAAAAAUGAUGAUGUUUAAAUAAAUGAAUUGCUAUUCACCAUAAAGCUGUCUACAGAGGCAUUUGGGGUGCAGUGGUGGUUAGGAUCUAAGGAUGUUAUGUCUGCCAGGUCUCCGCAGUAGCCUGCUAGUAAACGAACAUGGGGCAGAGUGAUGGCAUCACGUCAUUUAAAAACGGCGAGUCUAAAUCUGAAUUUGAGAUCUCACUUUCUUUCUACCUUACUAUAUACAUAUUUUUUGUGAGGAAUAAUCAUUGUGCUGGCUUGCCCUUUUGCUGUUGUGGUUUGCAUUUUUAUUUUCCUCUCAUUUAUGAACAGAUAAGGGAAAACAAACUGUGAAAAUAGAACAUGAUGCACUCAGAUGGCACCUCACAUCAAUUCAUUUGAAGAUCUUGUGUGCCAUCCAAAUAAACUAAAAUAAGGAUAUGAGACCUCAGGCUAUGCCUUGACUGUUUUUUAAGACCGAGAUAUUGUGUGAAGAGCACUUUUGGCAGAGUGAGAACAGUCAAGAGGGAAAGAAAUAUUUAGCCUUAAACUUUAAAAUCAAAAUGAAUUUGAAAUUGCAAGGAUUAAGAAUUUAUAUGCCUUCUCAAAGCAACUGGCUGUGCAAGUGGGGAGGAAAAUCCAGAUGCUAAAUCACAUUUCAAUGUAAUUAUGGAAUAUAUUCUUUAAAAUACAAGCAUAUUUUUCUGUAUUGUUUCCUGCUCUGGUUGUUCAUUGUGUGGCUCGCUGUGUGCACAGCUGGUGUUUUUAGUUUCAUUUGACAUGUGUUUGAAAACAGAGGGGGGGGGGGGGUACAUUGAUGGAGAUGAGAUGAGAGGAGGAGAGAGGAGAGGAGAGGAGAAAAGAGGAGAGAAGAGGAGAAAAGAGGAGAAGAGAUGAGAGGAGAGGAGAGGAGAAGAGAGGAAAGAAUAGAAGAGGCAAGGAGAUGAGCUCACAGUAGCAGCCAGCAGUGAAAGCAGCGUCAGUGGUGAGGCAGCGUUGGAAGGUGCAGGGUGCUCUCUAGUGUCCUAACACCAGCAUCAGAGAGGCCAGGAGAGGCUGGCAGAGCUGAAGGAGCUGAAGGAGCUGUAGAAGCAUCCAGAGAGCCCACAGUCUCAGCAGUGUGGCAGUGACUGAACAGUCCUGCUUCGGCUGGAGCAGGAGCUGCAGAUACGCCGCUGCACAAUCUGCAGUAGGAAGGUUGCAGUGCGUCAAACCAUAUGGCUUGCUGAGGAGAGGGGCGAGCUCUGGAUAACUAGCAGAAGUAUGAAGGCGAUUUUGGUUUUGCAUUUGUUUUUCACUUUGGAUGACCGUGUACAUAUGAGACGUGCAUAUGUGUGUGUGUGUGUGUGUGUGUGUGUGUGUGUGUGUGUGUGUGUGUGUGUGUGUGUGUGUGUGUGUGUGUGUGUGUGCAAGAGAAAAUGAGAACAGGUUGCCAGAUUAAGUGAGUAUAUGAAAUAUUUUGAAGAAACUAUUUACUUUUGUACACAGACAAGAAAACCAAGCAUUCUGCGAUCAACUGUUUGCAUGUCCUUAAGAGUUGACAGAGGACUGUUUGAGGGCAUUUCAACAGUUAUUUACCUGCUAAACACAAACAUCCAAAGCAAAUGAAUAAAAGCCUAUCAUUGCAGACUUGUACAGUAUACUCUGAUAUGUUUGCCUCCCUGAUGCACCACUGGUAUAAAAUACAGGUUUAGCAGAUCAUGUCACAUGACCUGGUUCAUGACACCACAUAUGACUACCAUAUGUUACAGAAAAAAACUACAAAUGUAUGUGGAUGUAUAUUAUUUUCCUUCUGCAAAACAACAUAUACCAAACACCAACCUCCUUUUAGGUUACAAAAAAAUUGCUGCAAAAAUGUUCUUAUGCAUGAUCUCUUUUUCAAUGAGGCUGUCUGCGUUGUGAAACAAACAGUCUGUAUGAAUAAUAUGCAUACAUGGCAUCAGUGAACGCAACAGCUACAAAUAGCACAGAGACAUGGAGCGGCAAUCUCAUUUGCCUAUUUCUCCAAAGCCUCCCCUCUGUAACAAUGAUUGAAUUUUCUUUCAAGAUAGCCCCUCCGAGCAUGGAGCUAUGCGGUCUAUAUAUAGGCGUGCUGGUUUGUGUGCAUAAAUAUUAUAUGAUGCUCAACACUGAGGCACCGUUGGCAGCUUCACGGAUUUUAAAGACGGUCGAUGGAGAGAAGGGGGGAGCAAGGUGUUAGAGCCAUUGUCCUACUGUGAUACUUAUUUAAUUCUCUCUCUCUCUGCAUGUCCUCAUACUGUACAUCCCCAUACUAGUUGGUUAUUCAUGAAGGGGGAAAUGAUUGUCUCAGCAGUGUUUAUUAUUUCCACAAUUAUCUCAGAUUAUUAAUGUCAUGAUUGAUGAAGCAGGAGUGAAAUCAAUAGAGGCAGCCAUUACAUCAGCUGCACCAAUUAGACAUUAAUUUGCCUCUUUUACAUUUUUAAGAUGUGUACCAACUUGAGGAGAUAAAAUGCCUGGUUUAUUUAUAGGUAUCUUUUAUUGAUGCGUUGGCUAAUUAGAGGCAAGUGUAGCAGGUUGGCCUUGUUCCCCGUAUGGGUCUUGAAGCUAGGGCGCAAACUGCUCCCCUUAUUCUUAUAUAAGUGUGGUGUUGUGGUGUGUGUGUGUGAGAGAGUGAGUGUGUGUGUGUGUGUGUGUGUGUGUGUGUGUGUGUGUGUGUUUGUGUGUGUGUGUAUGUAACAUGUCUGGCACCACUGUCCAUGUAUUGUGAGUGAGUGAGAGAGAUAGACUGGGAGAGAGACAAAGAGAAUGACACUAAAAACUGAAAACUGCAUUGUUUUGACAGACUGAUAGAGUAUACGCAUGCCUGUCCUAGGCCAGAGUGAGGGUGCUACAUUUGGCCACACAUUGAGGUGUUCACAGUCUGACGGACACUUAUAUAUACAACCAGCUCUAAGGCUCACGGUAGUCCACACACUUCAAGUCAUCAAGGCCAGAGCCCUCAACCUCUAUCUGCUAUGAAUCACUUGGGCACAAAGUUGUGGCGCUGUGGACAGCUGAAGACACUUCAAUGACUCUGCUCCUGCAGUCGAGCCCAGAGCACUCACAACAGGUUCCUAUAACUUAUUCAUACCGCCACAGAGAGCAAGGGCCUUACACUCUCCUGCAUGCAGCACAGCGCUAAGAGGCUACAAUGGUUUCCCCCUGAGACAACAAUGGCUUAAAUCUGUCAUGACAAGAGCUCUGUUCGACACUCACACACAUGACACUCAGAUACAAACUGAUUUACAAGUGUCAUAAACAUGGCCUACAAUAAAACCUGAUACUGCCAUGUGAAUGCACUCUUGCUGGUCCAACUGUAAAGGAAAUGGCUUUGUAAUGGUUGUAUUUUAAAUCAAUGAAAAAUAAUUUUUUGUAUUGCA